GAUGCCGGCGCUUUGCUGGAAAGCCGAGCCCUACUGCGCAUGCGUAGAGCCAGCCCGGCAACCGGUUGCGGUCUAUCCCCGGAAGCGAGAGUGGCGGCGGAGGGCCUUGCUGGCUCCGGGUUUCCAGCGGCGGCUCUCAGGUCGGUACCCCGCGCGAAGGCGGGGGACGGAAGAGGAGAAUGAGGCGAAGGGCCCACGCCGAUGGCCGCGGCCUGAAAGGCACGGCGUGAGCCGCAGACGGAGAGCUGAGGCACCGCAGCCGCCAAGGCGAGAGCGAGUCCUCCCCCGGUCCCCUCAGAGGCGCCCGUCGGGUUGGCCCCACCGCUCUGGCCCCGUCAGGCCCCUUCUCACUGCGCUGCGGCGGGCGGAGGCGGAGGAAGGAGAAGCCCAUGGAAGGGAACCGCGACGAAGCGGAGAAAUGCAUUGGCAUCGCCCGAGAGGCCCUGGAGGCCGGCAACAGGGAGCGGGCGCUGCGCUUCCUCAACAAGGCCCAGAAGCUCUACCCGACCGAGACCGCGAAAGUAUUGUUGGAAGCAAUUGUGAAAAAUGGGAGUUCUGCUGGGAGUGGCGCUUAUUGUCGAAAGCCAGCAAGUGGCAGUGAUCAGAGUAAACCAAAUGGCAUGAAGGACAGCAAUGCAUUCACUGCUGGUGAAAGUGGGAAGACUUACACCAAAGAUCAAGUAGAAGGCGUACAGAGUAUAAAGAAAUGUAAAAAUUACUAUGAAGUCCUUGGAGUGUCCAAAGAUGCUGGUGAAGAAGACUUGAAGAAAGCUUAUAGAAAGCUUGCUCUGAAGUUUCAUCCUGACAAAAACCAUGCAUCAGGAGCAACAGAAGCUUUUAAAAAGAUCGGCAAUGCAUAUGCUGUGUUAAGCAAUCCAGAAAAGCGAAAACAGUAUGACCUCACAGGUAGUGAAGAGCCAUGCAGUCAUCCCAGCAAUGGUAGAUUUAAUUUCCACAGGGGCUGUGAAGCAGACAUUACUCCAGAGGACCUCUUCAACAUGUUCUUUGGAGGGGCAUUCCCAACAGGUAGCGUGCAUUCAUUUUCUAAUGGGCGGUCUGGCUACAGUCAUCAGAAUCAGCAUCAUCAUAGCGGACAUGAGAGAGAAGAGGAGAGGGGUGAUGGUGGCUUCUCUAUGUUCAUCCAGCUGAUGCCAAUUAUCGUGUUGAUUCUAGUCUCUUUGUUGAGCCAGUUGAUGGUGUCUAACCCUCCUUAUUCCUUAUACCCAAGAUCGAGUUUGGGCCAGACCAUUCAGAUGCAGACAGAGAACUUGGGUGUUGCUUAUUAUGUCAACAAGGACUUUAAAAACGAAUACAAAGGAGCAUCACUACAAAAGAUGGAAAAGAAUGUGGAAGAGGACUAUGUAUCCAAUAUUCGAAAUAACUGCUGGAAAGAGAGGCAACAAAAAACAGAUUUAUUAUAUGCAGCAAAAGUAUACCAAGAUGAACGCCUUCGGAGGAAAGCAGAAGCCAUUUCCAUGGACAACUGCAAAGAGCUGGAACGGUUGACCAGUAUCUAUCGAGGAGGAUGAGCUAGAUUUUUGGCUUGUGCUGCUUGAAGUACACAUUCUUUCUGUGUAUAAAAACAAAUAUGUACACUGAGAAAAUAAUAUUCAGUCAUAAAAGCUGAAAGGAGAGGGGAUGUAAAACUCUACUGUGUAGCUGUUUCCAAAAACCUUAUGCUGAAAUACUGGUUAUCAUUUAAUAGUCUCUUUAAUUAGUCUAAAAUAUAAGACAAAGUUUGUUUACAUCACUGAAUUGUCAUUUAAGUUUUACUCCCCAAGCUUCUGUGAACUUUUUCUGCAGGAAGAAGCCGCUCAGAUGGGCUGUGACACUUGUAGAGAUGUAGACGUAGCAAUUCUCCUUCUGAAAUAUUUGCCAUGUAAAUAUGUGUGGGAAAAGAAUACUUUUGUGUAUAUAAAAAUGUUAAGGAAAUCUGAAAGGCAUUUAGAUGCAUUAAACCUUUUAAUCUCAUGGAUGGAAUAAAUAGUAUGCUUAUAUCA
Molecule: messenger RNA, 2000 nt
Organism: Heteronotia binoei (common prickly gecko)
Lineage: Eukaryota; Metazoa; Chordata; Lepidosauria; Squamata; Gekkonidae
Gene: DNAJB14
Product: DnaJ heat shock protein family (Hsp40) member B14
Exons: 8
Coding region: 390-1529 (379 amino acids)
Biological process (GO): cellular response to misfolded protein
Cellular component (GO): endoplasmic reticulum membrane
Molecular function (GO): Hsp70 protein binding
Source: RefSeq, a predicted model, not a curated record